Molecule: messenger RNA, 4473 nt
Organism: Danio rerio (zebrafish)
Lineage: Eukaryota; Metazoa; Chordata; Actinopteri; Cypriniformes; Danionidae
Source: RefSeq, a predicted model, not a curated record
AUGACUUUUAGCAAAGAUAAAAACAGACGCUUUUCUUAAAAUCGGGUUUGGUUGCUGAGCGCUGGGAUUUGCUGGCUGUUAAGUUUGUUUGUUUCGGUUUUUAUUUUAAUGCUGUGUGAGGAGCGCGAGACAGAAGUCCUCGGCGUGCGUGCGGAACUGGAUUUGUUUUCCACAUCAUCCCUGUUUCCGUGGUUGGUCUGUCAGGAUGGGCUAAAAACAACUGCUAGCACCUGAGCAACUCACACCUGGACCCUUCAUAGUCUCACCUGCACACAGGUGGUGAGACUCGACACCAUGCAGGGACCUCGGAGGAAGGUGAAGGUCAUGGCGAUGAUGACAAUGGUGUUUCUCUUCAUAGUGGUGGAGGUCUCUCGCAAUGCUGGGAAGGGCAGCAGCAGUAAAAACAAGUCUCUGGUUCCCUUGAAGCGUUUCUGGGCAAAAGAUCUUCCCAGCGACGCCUAUUGGAAUCGGCAACAGCAGCAGAUUAACUACAUCAACAACCGCAACCUAGAAAAGCUCAACUACACAAUUGAUAAUCUUCCAGACUGGCUAAACGACACCGUCAGCCUGGACUCAUGUGACCCAGACUAUAGAGUGACCACCCAAGUGAAGGAUUACAACUCUUUACCUGAUCGAUUCAAGGACUUCCUGCUUUACAUGCGCUGCAGGUCCUAUCCCAUAGUUGUGGACCAACCAAACAUAUGCAAAAAACAACCGUUCCUUUUCCUAGCCAUUAAAUCUUUAGUCCCACACUUUGACCGACGUCAAGCUAUCCGUGAGUCAUGGGGCAAAGUUGGCCGCAUUGCGAACAGAUCCGUCGUUACGGUGUUUCUUCUGGGAAAUGCGGCCACCGAGGACCACUUUCCUGACCUCUCAAAGAUGCUCCAUCACGAGAGCUCCAUUCACAGAGAUAUCCUUCAGUGGGACUACAGGGACACCUUCUUCAACCUCACUAUCAAGGAGGUGCUUUUUCUGGAAUGGCUGAGCACGCGCUGUCCUGGAGCCAAUUUCAUCUUUAAGGGCGAUGACGAUGUUUUUGUUAACACCAUCCACAUCAUAGACUUCCUAACUAAUCUUUCUAAUGCCAAAGCAAGGGAACUGUUUGUGGGGGAUGUGAUUACUAACGCUGGGCCACACAGGGACAAAAAGGUGAAGUAUUUUAUACCUGAGAGCAUGUUUGUUGGAAUGUACCCUGCAUACGCUGGAGGGGGAGGUUAUUUGUUUUCGGGACAGCUGGCGCAGAGACUUCACAACAUCUCGAAGUUGGUGCCCCUCUACCCCAUUGAUGAUGUCUACACGGGUAUGUGCCUUAUGAAAAUGGGCCUCGCGCCUGAGAAGCACAAAGGCUUCAGGACGUUUGAUAUCGAAGAGAAAUAUCGCGAUAACGCCUGUGCCUAUAAGAGCUUAAUGCUGGUCCAUCCCAGAAGUCCUCAGCAUAUGAUCAAAAUAUGGGCCUGGCUGAAUGACCCAGCCUUGAACUGUCAGUGAACAGCUGCUGCUCAUAGGUUUUACAGAUUAAACAAAACUCAAGGGCGUCUCAUAUUGAAAUGUGAUUUUGGAACAUUUUCAAAACCAGUUCCAGUGAGUUUAGCAUGUGACGCUCAUGUGGUUUUUCUACAAGGGAUUGGCUGCUUUAAAGGGAUAGUCCACUGAAAAAUCACAAUUCUGUCAUUGUUUAUUCACUCUCAUGACUUUUUAAAACUGUGGGAUUGAACUCUCUUGGUUUUUAUGAACCAAAUUAUUAUUAUUAUUAUUAUUAUUAUCUGAGAUUCAGAGUUGUGUUUGAACCCCGCUGACUUUGUUUAUAGAUUAAAUAUUUUCGUGUGUGUUCGUCUGACAACAGUUUGAAAUGACAUGAGGGCGAGUAAACAUUGACAGAAUUUUCUUUGUGGUGAGCUCUCCCUUUAAUGUUUUACAAUUCCAUUUAUUAUUAGCAUUCUGAUGUACUUCAUUUCAUGUCAAAGGUCAGAGCCCUAAGCUUGUUGGAUGUAUAUAUUUUAAUGUGGCUCAGAAUUACUGCACACAAGUAUUGCAAGGGGUUAACUUUUGGUUGACAUUCUGUUAAAAAUGUUACAAGUAUUUAUACAGUGCUCUCUGGUUUGUGUUAUCAGAGGUACUAAGCAUUGUGGGAAAUGUAGUUCAGCUGGUCUGAACAUGGCACAAGCAAUUCACCACUCACAUGAACACUCUGUUGGACAUAUGUAGAACUUUUUUUUUUUUUUUUUUUCUCCUAUGGGAGAAGUGAGAUGCAUUUAAAGGAUCGGAUGUUUUAUACUUUACUUUUUGUUGCUUUAGGUCAUUUAUGCAGCCAUCACAAGGCUAAUCUCUUGGUCUGUACUUGCCGUUUUAGUUCUCUGCAAUGUGAAUGAACAUGCUGCCCUCUUGUUUUGCACACAAACAGCCUAAAAGCAGAGGCGAGUGUGUUUUCAGAGAAAUGAAGAGUUUGCUCCUUUUAGAGCCCUGCUAAUUGGGACAGCGGUUUCUGAAACCUAAAUAUUUAGCCUAAAUAUAGGUUGCCCACACACACUUGGAAAUAUGUGCUUGUGCACAGACCUUCUUUCUUCUGAUUUACUUAUUUAAUUUGCAGACAAUCAAUUUCAAGACACAAUGGAACUUUUUGUAUUAACAUUUUACCCAAGGUUGCGUUAUUGUCAGCAGAAUGUACAACAAUAAUUUCUGACAGAAAAACAAAACCGACUAAAAGCUUGUUUCUGUCUCUGAUCUGAUUCUAAACCUUCUCAGGACGUUCCUUAGGGUAAAAAUAUCAAGGUUGUGAUUCAAAUAAGAAACAUACCUAAUGUAGCUUCUUGGCUAAACGCAUUCAAUUUGACUUUUUCAGUUUUGGAUUAUUCCUGUUGCUGUAGUGUUUUUGUGCUGUUAUUUUCCACCUUUAAAAAGAGGCCAGGAAGCAGGUCUCGGCUGGAUGACUUGAUUAUUAUGUGUUACGAUGACCCCUGCUGGGCUGAAUGAUAUUUUUUUUUAAAUCAACACUGGACCUCUUUUUUUAAAGUGGUAGCUCACCCAAAAAAAUGCACAUUACCUCAUUUAGUCUCUCUCAUUUGCUUUUUAAAACUGUUGAGUUUCUUUCUGUCGAACACAAAUGAAGAUAUUUUGAAGAAUGUGGGUUCCUGGCACCCAUCAAAUGACCAUAGAAGAAUAGAAGUCAAUGGGGGCCAGUAACCAGGAUUCUUCAAAUUAUCUUCUUUUGUGUUCAGCAGAAGAAUGAAACUCAAAUCGGUUUUGAAUGAGUGAACUGUGAGUAAGUGAUAUCAUUUAAUUUUUGGAUUAACUAUCGCUUUAAGUCUGGGGUACCCAAACUUGGGCCGGUGUCUGGCAUAGCUAAGCUCCAACUUGCUUUAACACACCUGCCUUGAAGAUUCUAGUAUAGGCAGAAAGAGAUUGAUUAGCUGGUGCAGGUUUAAUUGGGGUUGGAACUUAAAUAUGUAGGACACCGGGUUUGGGCACCCCUGCUUUAAAUCCUGUAUAUGGCCUGUCUGUAGUAGAACAAAUGUAUAUUUCCCUCUCACUUUUGAGUGGGGACUAUUUAUCAGCUGUUUCUCUUACGAAUAUAAAGAGGUGUACACCUAGUAAGCUUUCUGCUCACGAAAUAUUCUCUAUUUUUCUGCGGUCUGCCUCACCGUGUUUGCUGAACAGUUUAAUCAACUUGGUUUAUAGAGUUUCAAAUCAAAUUGUCCACCAAGCUAUGGAAAAAUGAGGACCAUAAGGAUGUUUCAUAUCGUCUCUCUGCUGAUGGUCAGAAAGGCACACCGGAUGUAGUGUUUGGUGAAAGAAACAAAGUGUUUACAUGUGUUCUUAAACAGUGAGAAAAGCUUGUGUUUUCUAGUAUAUGAAUCAUGAUAGACAGGUUUUUUAUACACUGGUAUUUACUGUACUCCUGUGAAGUCUACAGGACAUUGUUUGUGCUUCUGAGCGAAAUAGAUGAUAUUGUUCACAGCUUUAAUGUUUGUAUACCGGAAGUGUAGUUGAGUUUUUUUUUUUUUUUUUUUUUUUGCUUCUGCCUUAAUGAUGCAUCAUAAUUAACUCAAAUGUUACAAUGCGAUGUGUUGGAUUAAGUGUGUCUUUAGUGUUGUGCGUGUCUGUGUAUUUAUGUGGAUGUGUAGCUAUAUAAAGGCUAAGAAGUCAGAUCGUGAUAAUCCAGUUCUAAACAAGAAAUAAUUGCGGCUUUUUUAUUAAAUGAUUGUUUUGAAUUUAUGAUUUGUUCAUUUCUCAGCCAUAUCUGUCGAUUUCUUUAAAAUGUAAAGGCGUUCACUUGACUAAAGUUUUUAGGAAGAUGUUUUGACACCCUUCAAACACUGCAACCAACAUGUGCCUUUAAUAAUUGUGAUUGAUUGUUUGCCUGGCAGUCCUUCUGUAACUGAAAAUGCACAUGUAUGUUUAUUUUGCCUUGCCUCUUUCUGAUUUAAUUGAUCUAAUAAAUGGACAAACUGAUCAGAUGUUUAUCAAAACAAUGUU